GACUGCUCUCUCUCGGCGCCGUCGUAUCAAAAACCUCACCGCCGUCGCCAUCAACGCAGUUCUUCAUUUCAGUUGCUAAAUAUUUGUUCCUUAAGGAAACAAAAGACUGAUGGAUUUGACUACACAGGAAUGGCGAACAAGAUUGCAAUGUUUCUCUCGGAGGCAAUGAACAACAAUGUUGUCAUAAACACUUGUCUGGGAGUAUCAUUUGUGGUUUUGGGAUUGAGAUCUGAUAAACAGCAAAAGUAUGUUGAGGCCUUAGCAGAGCAGAAGGAUUCACUCUUCAAGUCUAAUAAGGAAAUGAAAGUCACAAUGUGGGAGUGGAAACAGCAGCUCUUUGCUGAAGCCGCUUCUGCGGGUAAUGCCGCUGUUGUUCCUCUGUCGACGCUUAAGGCCAUCUAUGGCGAAGCCACAACAACCACUCAAUCUGGUGACACAGUCAAGGAAGAGUCUAAAGUGUCUACCCCCAAGAUCAUGAUAUGAGAGGUUGUUAAAUUUUUGGUAGGUUCAUUUCACUUAAAAUGAUUCACUCAGAUAAAGUAAAGAUUAGAACUUAGUCUCAUCGUUUGCAUAAAUUGCAUUUGUAAAACUAGUUUGGCAUCGAGUGUCUGUUGUUGUGAUCCUUGUUGAUCCUCGUAAGUAAACAGUAAAACCAAAGCUCCGAUAAUAAGGAAAGAACCUCUUUUGGGUUUA
Arabidopsis lyrata subsp. lyrata is the source of this 693-nucleotide messenger RNA. RefSeq lists its product as uncharacterized. The coding region runs from base 130 to 483 and encodes 117 amino acids. The transcript is spliced from 3 exons. Gene Ontology annotation, cellular component: mitochondrion. The record is from RefSeq and is a predicted model, not a curated record. NCBI's taxonomy places the organism in Eukaryota, Viridiplantae, Streptophyta, Magnoliopsida, Brassicales, Brassicaceae.